This is a messenger RNA of Blepharisma stoltei, 492 nucleotides long. The record is from the annotation of a GenBank genome assembly. NCBI's taxonomy places the organism in Eukaryota, Ciliophora, Heterotrichea, Heterotrichida, Blepharismidae.
AUGGAUAUAGAAAGAAUAAAGGAAAAAUUAGAAUUGAGGGAACAGCAGCUGAGGAUUAUGGCUGAGCAGCUUUCAGAGCAUUUGGCGACUUUAGCUACAAAUGACCAAAAAAUUCAAGAACUUGAUGAGAGAUUUAAUUUUCUUGAAAAAGAGGCGAAGAAGAAGCAGGAAAUGCUGAAUCAAGAAUUAGCGAAUAAAGAAAUUCUUUUAUCUCAGCUGCAUAGUUUAGAGUCACUAUUUGAAGGCUCUGUAGCUAAAAAAGAAAAACAAGUCCUUAAGCCAAAAAUAAAUGAAGAAUUCAAGACAACUAGCAAUUUUGUGGAAUUUUAUAGCAAAAUACAAUUUCAGCCUCAAGUGAAUUCUUUUAAAAAUUUUCCUCAGUUUCCAGAUUCUUUCGAUACUAAAGGUAUUGAUUUAGGCUUGGUAAAAUCAAUAUCGAGUGGCAAAAUUGAUAUAAAAACAGAAUUAAAGAAGAUGGGAAUAGAAAUUUAG